AUGGAGAAGAGGGGGAAGCAGAUCUACGCAGUAGCAGCUCUUUUAAUGAGCUUUAUUAGCAGCAUCUAUUCUCUCUCUGUCACCGUAAACGACGUCGAAUGUGUUUACGAGUAUGUCCUCUAUGAAGGCGACACCGUUUCCGGCAACUUCGUUGUUGUCGAUCACGACAUCUUCUGGGGCUCCGAUCACCCCGGCAUCGAUUUUACUGCAACCUCUCCUGGAGGUAAUACAGUGCACACUAUAAAGGGGACAUCUGGAGAUAAGUUUGAGUUCAAGGCUCCAAGAAGUGGAAUGUACAAAUUCUGUUUUCACAAUCCCUACUCAACACCUGAGACUGUCUCGUUUUAUAUUCACGUGGGCCAUAUUCCCAACGAGCAUGACCUUGCCAAAGAUGAGCAUUUGGACCCAAUUAAUGUUAAAAUUGCUGAGCUGAGGGAGGCAUUGGAGUCUGUUACGGCAGAGCAGAGGUACUUGAAAGCCCGUGAUGCUCGACAUCGUCAUACUAAUGAGAGCACAAGGAGGCGUGUCAUAGCCUACACGGUUGGAGAGUACCUUUUACUGGCCGCUGCCAGCACACUUCAAGUCGCUGAAUUCGAUAAGAUAAUAGAUGAGUUUAGACAACUUUUGCACAAAUGCGAGCUGGUGAUUAAGCGCGAGACUGGAGCUGCCAAUCGAGAUGCUAAUAAGAAACAAGAACGCGUUAACAUAACUUAA
Dovyalis caffra is the source of this 714-nucleotide messenger RNA. Lineage: Eukaryota; Viridiplantae; Streptophyta; Magnoliopsida; Malpighiales; Salicaceae. The record is from the annotation of a GenBank genome assembly.